Liolophura sinensis is the source of this 8233-nucleotide messenger RNA. RefSeq lists its product as uncharacterized. The record is from RefSeq and is a predicted model, not a curated record. Gene Ontology annotation, molecular function: serine-type endopeptidase activity; protein binding. NCBI's taxonomy places the organism in Eukaryota, Metazoa, Mollusca, Polyplacophora, Chitonida, Chitonidae. Gene Ontology annotation, cellular component: membrane. The coding region runs from base 197 to 8233 and encodes 2678 amino acids. The transcript is spliced from 52 exons. Gene Ontology annotation, biological process: proteolysis.
AUGUACUCCAGGGUGUGAUGUUAAUGACUAUCAGUGCGGCAUUAUCUGUCUCGACCAGUCCAGUGUGUGUGACGGACACGUCCAUUGUUUGGGAGGGGAGGAUGAAGUCAACUGUACAGGGGAUAUUGAUUGUGAUUUUGAAGAGACGAUAUGUGGUUAUCAGAAUGACACGGAAAAUAACAGUACCGAGAUCUGGAUGUGGACCAAGAACAAUUACAGACACCCUUAUAGUGGUCCCCGAUUUGACCACACCCACAAAACAUCAAACGGCUCGUACAUUUACUUAGAACUGAACUAUGGUGGAACUGGUACUUUGGUGUCUCCACGUUUCACAAGAUACGAGACAACGUGUCUGGAAUUUUACUUUUACCAAUGGAUUGGGAUAUUCCGUGGUAGUGGUAGCCUGGAAGUAAGGGACCGUCUCCGAACAACAUCAGGUGUAUUGUGGCGGUCCCUUGAUCGACUCCCCCCAAAAUGGCACCUUGGUCAGGUGACCCUACCCCCAGGCGCUCAUCAGAUCGUCUUCACCAGUUAUAUACACAUGGCGUUAGAUGACAUCCGGGUGAUUCCAGGCGCCUGUGUGACGUCAGUGAUAUCGUGCACAAGUGACGAAUACAGAUGUGAGGGUAUCUCGUUAUGUCUGAACCGGGACUUUGUGUGUGAUGGCACACGUGACUGUCCUCAGCGUGAUGACGAAAUGAACUGUCAAAACGACGCGGCUGACGCCGUCCGCCUCCUCCCUCUGUCUUAUCAGCCCCCCUGGGAGGGGAGAGUACAGGUGUAUCAUCAGCGCUCCUGGAGGGCUGUGUGCAACGACAACAGCUGGAAAGAUGCCAACUCCGUUGUGCUGUGCAAUGAACUAGGCUUUAGUGGGAUCGGAUCCAGGUAUACCAAGUAUUACAGCUCUUACAGCGUUUGGAAAUCUAACAUUCGAUGCACGGGCUCAGAGGCCAGCUUAUUGGACUGCCAAUCAUCGUACUGGGGAUAUCGUUACUGUAGUUAUAGUGACAACAUUGCUGUGUCCUGUUUACCGUACAACCCAGGAGACCCUCUCUCAGACUACAUCCGAUUGGUUGACGGAGAGAAACCAAACGAGGGCCGUUUAGAGGUCAAACUGAAGGGCCAGUGGGGAACAGUUUGUGACGACAACUUCGGUGAAGCGGAAGCCCUGGCCGCCUGCAGAUCUAUGGGAUAUAGAGGUCGUGCGGAGGUCCUGUCCACAUUCCGUCCGGGAUCUGGCACGAUUUGGCUGGACAAUUUCUUCUGUAACAAAGGUGUGGAGGACCUGUUCCAGUGUGAAAUCAGAAAGAUCGACACACAUGACUGUAACCACUACGAAGACGCCUGGAUCGCCUGCUUUCAAGACUGUGGCCCCGGAUACUCCGUGUGUGGUGACCAGUUCACGUGCAUAAAUUCUGACUGGGUCUGUGAUGGGGAGAGUGACUGCCCUAACGCUAGCGAUGAAGAGAACUGCAACACAUGUGAAACUGAUGAGUUCACCUGUAAGAAUUACUCAUGUGUACCCGCUAACUUUCGGUGCGACGGUGUGAAGGACUGCCAAGAUGAGUCGGACGAAUCGAAUUGCCUACGAUUCACAGACGAAAACUACGUUGAAGUUAUCGACAGCUCGGGAUCGUGGACCACGGUGUGUGCUGACGACAGCUCACGUGACCAGGUGGCGGAGAGCGCAUGCGACCUGUUGGGAUACAGCACUGUGAACCGUGGUGAAACUGAGAUUAGUGACGUCACCGUAAACGGAUUACUUCCUGCUUCUACUUCCGCAAGAGGAUUAUUUGCCGGAUAUGAACUUUCAGGACCGCAACCCUGCCAGCCGCUUGUCCUUGAAUGUGACGACCUAAGGUGUGGCGUGCCUGUACAAGCUGAUGAGGGUGUGUCCCUGUCUCGGGAGCAGCUCAGGAGCGGAAAGGUGGCCCGACCCGCGGAGUGGCCCUGGCAAGUUCUUGUCCAUCCCCGCCCCGGGGUCACAUGUGACGGUGCUCUCAUCGAGAAACAAUGGGUACUGACAUCUACGCGAUGUGUACAGGAAUAUUUUGAUGAAGCCCCAGGCGAUAGUAGGCCAUUGAGAGUUCAGUUAGGGAAGACUGACUUAAGUGCAAAUAUGGAGCCAACAGAAAUAGAGCGAAGUGUCUUUAAAAGGGUCAACAGUCCAGCGCAUUCCAGCAUUACCUUACUCCUACUAGAUGAACCGACGGAAGUCACAUCUCACAUACGGCCCAUCUGCCUCCCAGAAUCCUCUGCGCAGAUUUCAAACCAGUGUGUGACGACAGGAUGGGAAACAAGUGAAUUCAAUAGAGACAAAGUUCCGAAUCCUUUGAGAGAGAAAAAAACAAGACUGAUUGAUGUCGGAGAGUGUGACUCCAAUAGAGUCGGUGCAAAUUCCGAUGACCUUCUGUGCGCGGAGCAUGAUGUCAUGAGCAUGAAUGUGUCCGACUGUGGGGAGUGGAAGGCUGGAAUUCUGGCUUGUAGAAUGCCUGACAAUCCUCAUCAGUGGGAGAUCACAGGGAUACAAGCUUACUCCGUUACUCAACCGCCGUGCAACCAGGACAUCUUCUUGCGCAUCUCUGUCCUUGCAGACUGGAUAAAGAACGCAACAGAGUGUCCAUUCUCCUGUGGAGGACGGUGCCUGUACAACCCAGCCCUGAUGUGUAAUGACAUUGACAACUGUCCGGAUGGAGAAGACGAAGGAUCUAUCUGUGAGGCCUCUGCAAGCUGUAGCUUUGAUUACCCUAACUUGUGUGGGUACCAGAACGCCUCCACGGUGUCGACAGCUGUAUGGAGCUGGGUCUCGUUCAGCACCAGGUUAAGCAAGAUGGACGAUCUCAACCACAACUACCCUGUGGACAGGAUGGGGUCCGAAGACGGUUUCUACAUGUACGUCCACAAGUACUACGCUGGUGUAAGCCCGGCUGUGGUCAUCACCCCGGAAUUCCCGAUGUCGAUAACGGGGAAGUCCUGCCUUCAGUUCUACACGCACUUGGCGUCAGGAAACCCUUACUUGAAGAAAUUAACGGUCAUUGUUGAACAUGGAGAUGUGGAGUUUUCAGUGCUGACGCUGACCGGAUCCCCGACCCCACGGUGGACUUCACAUACCGUUCAGCUCCCAAAAGGCUCAAUCCGGUUACGGUUUUUAGCUAUCAAUCUAACCGCGUCGGAUUUUGUCGCUAUUGACGACGUGCGGAUUUUAGAAGGGGAGUGCGAUUUUGCAGGAUGUCAAGCCGAUGAGUUCCGAUGUCUGUCAGAUAAUGUAUGCAUUCCUUCGUCAAAGCGCUGUGACAAGGUGGUGAAUUGUGUGGAUGAAAGCGAUGAGACCGACUGUGAGGGUUCCGUAGACUGUGACUUUGAAGAUGGCCCAUACAUGUGUGGCUACAGGAAUGAGACAGGGUUCAGGAACUGGUACUGGGGAGAAGCUCGUAGGGUGAGAAUGGAGCGUGGCGCACCCCGAGAAGACCACACCUUGAAAGACCCGUACGGUCAUUACGCUUGGAUAGGAGCUUUUACCUCCUCGGGAAGAUCAACUAUGGUGUCUGUGCCGUUUUUCAUUGAAAAAGAACAGUGCCUGCAUUUUUAUUACGCUGUACCAGAUAGAAACGCUAACACAUCGGACGCCCUUGAAGUGUUCCUGAUUUGGAACAGCGAGCGGACCCGGAUUUGGAGCUCAGGUGUCCAAUUCGGAGACAGGUGGCUGCUGGCAAUGGUGAAUAUAUCAUCGCCACCGUCCAAAACGUUGUAUCGUCUGGUAUUCCAGUCAGAGCUGAAUGAUGUCAACAAACAACAGAACGUAGCGUUGGACGAUAUUAAACUGAGAAAUGGAUCGUGUGGAUCCAAUGGCCCUGCAUGUGGAUUACACGAGUUUAGUUGCGAUUCCGGACUCUGCAUUCCUAAUGAGAGACAAUGUGACAACAACAACGACUGCGGCGAUAACUCGGAUGAAUUGCGAGGAUGUGAAUCUCCUAUCAACCCAGUACGUCUGGUAGGCGGGGGUUCCCCAAAUCAGGGACGUGUCGAGAUCUAUCAUGAGGGCCGUUGGGGCUCCGUGUGCGGUGGUGGGUGGGAUUACCAAGAUGCGCGGGUCGUGUGCAAAAUGCUCAAUCUCAAUACCACUAACGUCAGCCCGACUCGUGGGGGAUACUUCUCCACUGGCCCUCCCGCGUGGCUUCAAGACCUCUUAUGUGACGAUUAUGACAGAUGGUUAGGCAGGUGUGACGUGCGGGGACUCCGAUGGUUGGCCACCUGCUCAGCGUAUGGCGCCGUGGGAGUGCGCUGUGGAUACAACAGUUAUGGCGUAGAGAACAAUGUCCGUUUGGUGAGUGCCAAUCGCUUUGAUGACAAAGGAUGGGAGGGCCGACUUGAGAUUUACCACAAGUCCGAUUGGGGAUCAGUUUGUGAGAAAGGCUUUGACCUUGUCGACGCCCAGGUCGUCUGUAGCAUGAUGGGAUACGGCCCUGCUGCUGAGCUUUUGAAAAAUGGUUCGUUUGCUGGGACGGUGAACUAUGAUCCAAUCUGGAUGAGUGACGUGGAAUGUACGGGAGAUGAGGAGCGGCUAGAGAACUGCACUUUCCCUGGGUGGCAAGUGCACAACUGCACCCACGAUCAAGACGUCUGGUUGAGGUGCUUAGGUGGCCCCGUGUUCUCAGCCCGUGAUUUGGCGCCUGCUAGCGAACGUGUCCGAUUGGCCGACGGAGCGAACGAGAACGAGGGUCGCGUGGAGGUCUUCAUGAUGGACCAGUGGGGAACUAUAUGCGAUGACCAUGUCACGGAAGUAGAGGCAACUGUGAUCUGUCACACGUUAGGCUACAGCGGACGAGGAGAGUUACUUCCCCUUCCUCAGCCUGGCAUGGGUCCAAUAUGGAUGGAUGAACUACGGUGCCAAAUGUCUUCUCUGUUUAACUGCAACUCGUCGCCUGAUCACAACUGUGACCAUUUAGAAGAUUUGGCUGUUCGCUGUUAUGAUGAUCCCUAUACAGUGAUGUCAUCAGUUGCCCCUUCCUUCCGGUUGAAUGGCGGAACGACCAACGGGGAGGGAAUUUUGCAGUACAAAACAAGAGCAGGAUGGUAUCCAGUCUGCUCUAUUGCUGAAGAGGAUGUGAAUUCAAUCUGUGCCAUGUUUGGAUAUGUUGGUUUCGGAAUGAAGGCUGAUUGGAUCUCCAGACCUCUGGUGAACCAGAGCGAGUGUUACAUGAUCAUGUCCUGUGACGAGAACGUCUGUAUAGUGGACGAGGAGCUUGUGCCAUUUCUUGACCAGGACAGUGGGCUGAGCUGUUCGAAUACCACAUGUCCGUCUGGUUCCAUCGAGUGUGCUGACCGGAACUCCCGGGGCCAGCGCGUGUGUAUAAAACACGAAUAUGUUUGUGACGGAAAUCCGGACUGUCCCCUCAGUACUGACGAAGCCAACUGCAGUCGAUGUGAAGUCGACGAAAUCAGCUGUGACGUCAACACGUGUCUGCCUCGAAAUACUCGUUGUGACGGGACACCGCAGUGCGUAGACGGCUCUGAUGAGUUUAAGUGCAUAUUUCGAUCCGCUGAUGAUGCUGAAACUGGUUUGGUGUUUGUGGAAGCAAACAGGCGAUCCCAUCCUGUAUGCUUUGGGGAUUAUCUAAACACUACACCGGAUGGGACAAACACAAUAGCCGAUCAAAUAUGCGAAUAUCUCGGACAAGGGAGGCUCUACAGGGUGAAUUCAUCGGGAAAUCAGGUGACAGGAAUACAACUCUCGUCUUUGGAUUGGUCUAGCGCCCAGGCUAGAUCUCAACCGACACAAUGUGUAGCUGCGCAUUUGUUCUGUCAAUAUGAAGCCUGUGGAAUUCGAAAGCUGCAAGACCCUGAAUUUCAUUCAUCGCCCCUGAACAUGUCUGACGAACACCCAUCAUUUCCGCGGCCGUCUGUGACGGAAGAAUGGCCCUGGCACAUGGAUAUCACCCAGUUCCACAGGAGUAGAUGUACAGGAGUGUUUAUCUCCCCUGAUUGGGUCCUGGCGGACAUCACGUGUAUGGAGAGUCCUAUGGCUUGGAAUCAAGGAGCUGAGCGAAGCAUAAAUGUAACAUCCCCACCAUUUCAUUACAAAAAGUUUGUCGAUGGAAAGCUUGUUGAGCAUUGGGCUCCGAAUUUCCGUGUUAUACACACUAUUUCCGUUCCAACAGAACGGAAUAGACAGAUGAUCCUCAUGCUGGUUGAACCUGACAACGGAACUGCUCGUCAUAAUUACCCAGCAUGCCUGCCAGACGAAAGACAGACUGAACUUCCGGAGUCACGGAUAUGUUAUAUACUAGGCGACCAAGACGACGUUGAAGCUCCAGUCCACACUUCUCAGAUGGAGAUUACGGUCCCAUUUUUGAAGAAUCUGACUUACCUCAGAGCUGAGGUGGACGCUACACGAAAGCUCGGCGUGUAUCGCAUAUUGGUCUGCCUCAACACACGUGGGUUCUGGGAAGUUUUAGGACUUGGAAACUCCAACGGCGACAUUCGCUUUACUGAAAGUUUUACUGAUGUGUCGACUUUCUCACGUAAUAUCGAAGAGAUAAUGGCACAGGAGUGUAUUUUCAAGUGUACCACCACUGGCCGAUGCCUGUACGACUACAGGUUUCUCUGUGAUGGAGAGACCCAUUGUGAUGACGGUAGUGACGAAGUGGAUGCCCUGUGUGUGACGUCACCUAACUGUACCUUUGAGUACGGUAUGUGCGGCUACAGUAACGUUCGUCCAUGGAAUCGGACUAAGCAUGCACCGUGGAAACUGAUCCGAGCUCGGGCUGACUCUGUGGAUCACAACGUACCACUACAGGAUCAUUCCACCAACUCUGAUCGCGGUUACGUACUGGGCGUGGAAAGUAACCGUUACAGCAUUGCACACCUGGCCUCACCUGACUUACCUAUUCUUGAUGAGGAAAGAUGUUUGACGUUUUACUGGCACGCUCGGAUACAAACGAAUUCACUUGAAGAAGGACCCAUCCUCCCGUUCCCACCAGGGGGAACAGACCCAGUUAAAGCCGAACCCAGUUUGUACGAUCCCAGCAUGAACAUUAUCACCCUUUACGCCAAGGUAAACGAUACCCGCCCUCUGGUUCAGUUUAAAUCAUCGGAUUUUAAUAUGGGCCGAAGUUUCCAAACCCAAGAUGGCCAGUUCCAAAAGGUCUUCGCCACCCUGCCGCCAAACGUGGAGACAUUCUACUUGACGUUCCUCUCGGGACACAACAACGGGUUGGUGUCCACAUACAUCGACGAUAUUGUGUUAACACCUGGCCAGUGUUCGGAAGUCACUGUUGACUGCACAUUCGACGAGCCCGGAAUAUGUGGGUACGGUACGACAGACGACGACUCUCUCUGGGCAGUAAUGAAUGAUGUGACCAAUAACAGCUUCGCUGAAACCGACUCUGCAGCAAAACCUGUUGAUCGCCACCUUGCCUUGACAACAAUAAACAGCCACAAGAGCUAUAUCUUCAGCCCAGUGAUCCAACAGGAUCGUUUGCCCGGAUGUCUUAGCUUUAUGUACAAGUUUGAUGAUGAGAUGGGAGGCACUCUGGGUGUUGCAGUUGAGAAGAUUGCCUGGGGCAGUGCCGAGGACGGGACUGAAAGACAUUUUUCUGGGCAUAAAGUGUGGAGUUUGACAUCUUCUAGCCAUCAUGACUGGAGAUCUGCUUUCGUUCCACUAUACCCAAACGGGGCAUCCACGUACAGGCUUGUGUUUAUUGGUGAAGGAAGAGGCGGUGACGGCUUCAUCAGAGUGGACAACGUGCUUCUAUCCAGUGGAUCGUGUCAGCCUAAAGACUGCAGCAGUGAUGAAUUCCAGUGUGUAUCGUCUUUGACAUGCAUACCCACAGGCGCCAAGUGUAACUCUAUCAAUGAUUGUUCUGACGUCGAUCUGUCCGAUGAGAUAAACCCAGACUGUGCCUCGUCCCUGGACUGCGUCUUUGAUGAUCCGUUUUUGUGUGGUUAUCGCAAUGUUUCACAAAGUAAAGGCGUCUGGAUCUCCCAUAAAGAAGACACCACUUACGAAAAGACUCCAAUUCGUAUCUCUGGACGCACAGGUAGUUACACCGCCUCCGGUUACGUACUGGGCGUGGAAAGUAACCGUUACAGCAUUGCACACCUGGCUUCACCUGACUUACCUAUUCUUGAUGAGAAAGAUGUUGACGUUUUACUGGCACGCUCGGAUACAAACGAAUUCACUUGGAGACCUGAGGUGUGGCUUCAAAUCCGGCCUUGGCCAGGGGAUUUGUGA